AUGCAGCACUUCACUCUCGUUACGAUCUUCCUCGUACUUUGCCUCACCCUUCUCACUCUCACCGAUGGAGGCUCCAUAGGAAUAAACUACGGUCGCAUAGCAAACAACCUUCCAUCAGCAACAAAAGUAGUUCGUCUCCUCAAAUCACAAGGUCUAGAACGUGUCAAAGUCUACGACACCGACCCAUCAGUUCUCCGAGCAUUAUCUGGAUCUAAUAUCAAAGUAACCGUUGACCUCCCAAACCAACAACUCUUCGCUGCCGCAAAAGCACCUUCUUUUGCACUCUCAUGGGUCCAACGAAACAUCCUCGCUUACUACCCACACACCCAAAUCGAAGCCAUUGCAGUCGGAAACGAAGUCUUCGUCGACCCCGCCAACACCACAAAGUUCCUCGUACCCGCCAUGGAAAACAUCUACCGAGCCCUCCAAAAACACAAUCUCCACAACGACAUUAAGGUUUCCUCCCCUAUAGCACUUUCCGCUCUCGGUAACUCUUUCCCUUCCUCAUCAGGAUCCUUCCGACCCGAGUUAGUCCAACCCGUUUUCAAACCCAUGCUAGACUUCAUCCGCGAAACGGGUUCUUACCUUAUGGUAAACGUUUACCCUUUCUUCGCUUACGAAUCAAACGCUGACGUUAUCUCUUUAGACUAUGCUCUUUUCAGACCAAACCCGGGUCAGGUGGAUCAUGGUAACGAGUUACGAUACACAAACCUCUUCGACGCUCAAAUCGAUGCCGUUUUCGCUGCACUUUCGGCUCUAAAAUACGACGAUGUGAACAUUGUCGUUUCGGAGACAGGCUGGCCUUCGAAAGGUGAUAGUAAUGAAGUGGGCGCGAGUGUAGAGAAUGCAGCUGCGUACAACGCGAAUCUCGUCCGUAAGAUCUUGACUGGAGGUGGAACCCCUUUGAGACCUAAAGCAGAUCUAACCGUUUAUUUAUUCGCACUUUUCAAUGAAAAUCAGAAACCGGGUCCCACUUCAGAGAGAAACUUCGGUCUUUUUUACCCCAAUGAAAAGAAGGUUUACGACGUUCCAUUAACCGUGGAGGCGCUUAAAAAUUACCACGACAAUCCGUCACCGGUUUCCGGUAGUGCAAACCAACCUGCUCCGGCGGAGGGUGGUGACAAUGGCGGUGUUUCGAAGAGUACCACCGGGAACACGUGUUAUUAUCAAAAACAAGCACGUGCGGGUGGGAGUUGCUAUUUCGGUGGUACGUCGUACGUGGUCACGCAAGAGCCUAAGUAUGGUGACUGUGAAUAUCCUACUGGAUAUUAA
Molecule: messenger RNA, 1272 nt
Organism: Vicia faba (fava bean)
Lineage: Eukaryota; Viridiplantae; Streptophyta; Magnoliopsida; Fabales; Fabaceae
Source: the annotation of a GenBank genome assembly